Molecule: messenger RNA, 632 nt
Organism: Lolium rigidum
Lineage: Eukaryota; Viridiplantae; Streptophyta; Magnoliopsida; Poales; Poaceae
Product: auxin-responsive protein SAUR36-like
Exons: 1
Coding region: 56-487 (143 amino acids)
Biological process (GO): response to auxin
Source: RefSeq, a predicted model, not a curated record
UACUUAGCACCAACACAUUUCAGAAAAAAGCGCAUCUUCAUCAGACAAACGCGCCAUGAUCUCUCCUAAGAGGUUAGUUCAGCAGGCAAAGAAGUGGCAGCAGAUGGCGACCCUCGGGAAGCGGCGGCUGCCGACAACGGGGGCAAUCAAAGACACCAGCCUACGCGGUGGCGCAUCAGCCAUCGCGGACAAGGGACACUGCAUCGUCUACACCGCUGGUGGAGAGCGGUUUGAGGUUCCAUUGGCAUACCUCGGUACGACGGUGUUUGGGGAGCUCCUGAGGAUGUCGGAGGACGAGUUUGGGUUCACGAGCGAAGACAGCAGGAUCAUGGUACCUUGCGACGCGGCUGUGAUGGCAUACGUUAUGUGCUUGCUUAAGAGGAAGCCCUCGGAAGAGGUGGAGAGGGCAGUUCUUAGCUCUGUAGUAAUUCCAUGCAGCAACCUGAGUAGCAUCGCCAUGGUUUACAAGAUCUUGGCCAGUCACUAGCUAUAUUUUAGUUAGUGAGAGGCGGCGAUGUAUCCUUCAUGUACAUGCACUCCCUUUUGGUAGAUCUCGAUGUGAUUUUCUGUACAUAGAUGUAUGCACAUACCUAGUAAACAGGUGAAGAAGAACAAUUUUGCAGUUGAAUAUA